Messenger RNA from Anguilla rostrata (American eel), 3155 nucleotides. RefSeq names its product protein shortage in chiasmata 1 ortholog. Gene Ontology annotation, molecular function: ATP hydrolysis activity; single-stranded DNA binding. Gene Ontology annotation, biological process: resolution of meiotic recombination intermediates. The record is from RefSeq and is a predicted model, not a curated record. The transcript has 13 exons. Bases 583 to 2808 code for a protein of 741 amino acids. Gene Ontology annotation, cellular component: condensed nuclear chromosome. NCBI's taxonomy places the organism in Eukaryota, Metazoa, Chordata, Actinopteri, Anguilliformes, Anguillidae.
AUAAGGCCUUUAGUGCUUUUGGGUCUGCUCCUCACCCCCGGCCCCUGUGCAUGGUGCUACUCUCUGUGCUGCUAAACUCAAAGGUGGGCAGGUUUUAGUGUGGGCUGGUGUGUGUAUGCAGGUUUUUUCCACCAGUUACUCUGGCUAAAUGAGCCAAUUGGCUAUAUACAACUACACUGGUUCACUGGCAGAUUAGAUCACAGAAAAGCAUUUCAUAUAGCACACAAGAACAGUCUUUGGCUGUCAUUCAUACGCUUAUCAGGAAUGUAGCUAAAAUGUCAGAUAACAUAAAUGUUAGGGCUAACGUAUCUAAUCAACAGUAAAAGUAUUUACAGAACCUUCAGAUUUCAGUUUUCAGUGAGUCAGAGGCUUGUUUUGGCCGGAUGUUCCACAGAUAUUUCCACACACACAGAUCCACCCUGGCAGGAUGGUACUCUGGCUCUGCUCUGAAACAGCUCGUCUGUAAACUGCCCGAGUUUUCCUGCUCACUUCUUUUUAUUUUUUGGAAGUCGUCCAGGGUCUGGUGUUUUGGCUGGGAUUCGGGAGCUGAAUGGGGUGUUUUGGCUGGGAUUCGGGAGCUGAAUGGGGUGUUUUGCAGGGGAGCCCAGUGAGGAGAAGGUCCGUCUCUACAGGCAGGUGGCGCUCAUUCACCUGCUGGUGACAGUGAGGGAGCUGCUGCUCCAGUGUGACCUCAGUACUGCCAUUGACUACCUGGCCAGAGCCAGAGAGGCGGGCCCUGAGGCCUGUUUGGGCAGGCUGUGGGUGGACCUGCGUGUGGUACAGUACCUCAGUCAGAGGAGCCAGGAGCCCCUCCCCAAAAUCACAGCGCUCCAGGAGCAUCUGAAGGCCUGGAUGCAGGAGAACAGGACUCAGAGGCCCUGCCCGAAAGCACUUGUGAUAACUACACUCGACUGUGACCGUGUAAGAGCUCUGCUGGUUCAAAGCCUCAGCCAGAUCGCAGGAGCCCGCUCUUUGGCUGUGUGUCCUGCAGAGGGCAGCAGUAAGCUGGACACCCAGAGGCUGAGGGAGAGUGUGCAGCGGUGUCGCUGCCUGGUCGUCUGCGGACAGCACAUUGGACCGGACUUCCCCUGGCACUGCUUCUCUCUGGCUGUGGAGUUUGAGUGGGUCGGCGCCCCCUUCUGGGCCCCCGUGUGCAGAGAGAGGAGCGUCAGUCACGUGAUCCUCAGGACCACAGUGCCCUGCUGCGAGGCAGACCCUGCAGACCCCUCUCUGGAUCAGGACCCCCCCUCCUCCCUGCCCUUCAUCCUGCCCUUCACCCUGCUUGUGACCGACAGCCUGCUGCACUCUCCCCUGCUGCUGCAGACGCUGGAGUCCACAUAUAACAUGACUGUGCUGGAGAGGGAUUUUCCGCACUCUCUGAAGAUGCUCGGCGGGACGUCCCGUUACUGUGUGAUCACAGUGGACGAGAGCACAGCGGUGCUAAUCCAGGAGCUGGAGGAGCUGGAGACAGAGCAGGCCUCAGAGAGCUUUGUGCUGAGAAUGACAGCCCUGUCCCUGCAGUACAGCUGCUGCUGGGUCCUGUUCUACUGCCCCGGGGGGCAGGGCUCGGGGUAUAGCUUCAGCAGCGAGGUCUUCAGCAACCUUGUGCUGAUCUCCUCGUCCUUUGUUCUGUUUGGAUUGAAGUCCGAGGACCUUGACGUCAAGGUGCUGAUAGUGGCCGAGGCCUCACACCUGGCCAGGUGCAUCCAGCGGAUUUCUCACCAAACUCUGCUGUCCUCUGGGAGAGACCCCCUCGCCUGGCUGGACAGGGACUGGCUGUCUGUGCUGCCCUCAGAGGAGGAGCAGCGCCUGACGCUCUUCCCCUCCGUCUCCCCCCUGGUGGCGCAGCUGAUGCUGAGGAGGGCCCCCGGCCUGCAGUGGCUUCUGGGGGCCACACUGUCUGAGCUGCAGGAGCUGCUGCCGGAGGUCCCUCAUAAGGUCCUAAAGCUCUUCAGUGACAUCACUGCCCUGUACCAGCUGAACGUGUCCCACUCCCCUCCCGAAUCCCCCGCCACGGCCGCCCAAAACGCUCCCAGCAGCCCCUGGGGCGUCGGCGUUAGGGACCCACGCGACGACCCGGAACUGUUUGGGGCUGACCUCAUCGGCCCCUUCGCCGGCCCAGAGGACCUGGCGGCGUGUGGCUUGGACGAGGAUGUCUUGGACUUGACGGGAGAAGCGGCGGAUUUCUCCGGAAGCGCGCUUCUGAGAGACGGCGUGUGUCGGCAGUGGGGGGGAGGGGGGCGCUUCAUGGCGCUCCCACAGGCGCCCGCCUGGUCCGUCAGAGAUGCCCAAAGCCCCCCUACGGGAAACACCCUCCAGGGCAGGCCCGCUCCCAGAAACGCCAGCGCCCCCUGGCAGUCAGGGGGUGCAAGUGGCCAGACGCCAACUUUCUCUGGGGGGUUCACUGCCCAGCAGACUCACUACACCCCUGCCACCUACCUAGCCCCGCCCACUUCUGCAGGGAGCCAAUGGAAUGGCAAGGCCAGCCCCUGUGGCCGUGCUAGCAGACCCAACGUAGGGGCUCCAUGUGGGUACAGAGGAGAGCCCAGCGCUCAGUCAGGAGCGGAGGGGUGUGUUUGGGGCAGGACAGGCGCUCAGUCAGGAGCGGAGGGGUGUGUGUGGGGCAGGACAGGCGCUCAGUCAGGAGCGGAGGGGCGUGUUUGGGGCAGGACGGGACAGAAGAGAGGUGCAUAUGGUCAUGAACAGGACGAAUGGAGAGCAGAUUUUCCGCAGCUGAAGAAGGGAAAGCUGACCUAUGAAAAGGUUCCAGGCCGAAGAGAUGGACAGACCAGACUGACGUUUUUCUAGCCUUGAUUUUCCUUUCGCUACUCAGUUAAGGUCUUUAUUCUAAGUGUUAGAUUUUUAACAGAAUAUUUUAUUCAGAAAUAUUGAAGGCAUUACUGUUAUACUGCUGCAGAUGCAGCAAUCUGUUAUAUUUAUGUUAUAUUAUUUCAACCAUUGCAAGCUGCACUGUGAAGGAAAAAUGACUUAAUGUAGCCUAGGAUGUGUAGACUAUGAGAUUAUUUUCAAAAAUCUACUAUGUUCAUUUUGGUUUGCUUUCCCCAAAACUCCUUAAUUUCCUUGUGCAGCACUCUGUAUAUUUUACAUAUCUCCUUACCUUUGUAUCAGUAUUAACAGAAGUAUAAAUUUCAAGU